Halichondria panicea is the source of this 3488-nucleotide messenger RNA. RefSeq names its product gamma-aminobutyric acid type B receptor subunit 1-like. The record is from RefSeq and is a predicted model, not a curated record. Gene Ontology annotation, cellular component: membrane; G protein-coupled receptor heterodimeric complex. Lineage: Eukaryota; Metazoa; Porifera; Demospongiae; Suberitida; Halichondriidae. Gene Ontology annotation, molecular function: G protein-coupled GABA receptor activity. Gene Ontology annotation, biological process: G protein-coupled receptor signaling pathway; gamma-aminobutyric acid signaling pathway. The transcript has a single exon. Bases 1037 to 3352 code for a protein of 771 amino acids.
GUAUAACCCUUUCCUUGCCAUUCGUGAAAUCUGGAACAGGAGCGUCUUUAGGUCGAUCAAUUAGUGUGGAUCCGGCCUCACCACGCCUCCAAGUCAUUCUAUUAGUCUAGAUCCGGCUAGCAAUUCUAGCUGGGACUCCCAGUUCUAGCUCCUUUUGUUUAGCGUGUCAGAGACUGGGAGAAGAUGAUUGGCACUCCCUGGCUCCUUUGGAUGUACAGCUGUCCAGAUCCCUAGAACAUACCCUCCAUUCUGACGAGUUAUCAGUGCAUAGGGUGCUUACUAGAUUCUUGCCAGCCAGUACAGUUCAAGCUACACACAGCACCGCUCAACUAUUCUCUACCCCAUUAUCUAGCUAAAUCUGGUCCAACUAGACAGCAGACACAGCUAGUUAAUUCAGUAAAGCCAGGGGUAGCCCUACUUCUACGGUUGUUCAGUACCCACGGUAACAAUUCCUCUGGGCUGGGCUAACUAGUUGAGCCACGCCUCCCAAUUCUCAAGGCUAGGUACAUGUCUCUGUCUAGCUGCUUCUUCAGCUUCUUGCUCAGUUUUGUGGCUUAGAGAAAGGCCAGCUACUCAGGGGGAAGAGUCCAGAUGAAAGUCUGGCAGCCAGGUGACGUCCAAACGGUCAGUUAUUCUUUCCACCAACUUUUUAAUCUAGUCUAGUCCUGCUUGCACUGCUACUACUACUGCUGCCUACUGCUGCUACUCUUCCUAGCUAGUCAAAGGUUUCUUUUUUUUUUUUUUUUUUUUAUAACUACAUAUGCACAAAGAGACAUCAAAGCUUACAUCAAAGGACACAGAUUUUUAGCCUACUUGACUGAUAAGGCGGUUACCUAGACUACAGUUUGUUUGUCAGGGAGGAGCUCACAUACAACUUCAUCUAAUUCAUCAUAACGAUUCCUUACCCAUUGUUGUAAUUUCUACAACAGAUUGCCAAGGAAAGAGAUAUGGGUGAUGAUUAAAAGCAGCCACACCUAGAAAUAUGUAUUACAACUACAAGUUAGUGUUGUUUAAUUAACAGAUCUAGUUACAGCUCAUGGCUAUUGUACAAGUGCUUGUUGCUAGCAUUCUGCUUGCUAGCAACGCUCUGGCUGCAGCUGGAAGCAAGAACCAAACUCUGUACAUCCUAACACUACUGCCCUAUCCUUAUAUCAACCCACUGUUUGAUCCCUCUUGGGUUGAAGGACCUCAAGUUUCUCUGGCUCUGGAAAUUGCUAAAGAAGAGAUCAAUAAUCAACUUGCAAUUCUACCAGGCUAUCAAAUAGAACUGAUUGGUGGUGACUGUGGAUGUGAGUAUGUGGACAGGGCUUACGAAGCAAUAGGAAGCACUACAUACUAUCCUGGUGUAUCCAAGAUGCCAAUCGGUAUAAUUGGUCCAGGCUGCUCGAGCUCAUCUCUUUCAGUCUCUUCAUUGACCAAUCGAGAGGCUUUAUCUCUUGUAAAUGUUCAUGGGGGUGGCAGUCCAUCAUUGUCUGACAGAACCAACUUCCCCUACUCACUUGGUACGCUUGGAUCUGCAGAAUCUUUUUCAAAUUUAGUCAUCAAACUAAUGCAUGCAAACAAUUGGCAUAGAAUAGGAAUACUGUUCAACGAACUCCGAGAAUUUUAUUCUACUACAUCGCAAAAUCUCCAUGACAUCAUAUCUUCUGAUUCCACGUUAUCUAGUUAUUUGUCGCCAGUUUACGAUAACACUUACAUUCCAUUGUCGGAAAUUAUGCAACAAGGCAUUCGAAUAAACGUACUCUUCACACCAGUGAGGACCACACGGCAAGUGCUCUGUCUAGCUUUGCAUCGUGGGGUCGUGUAUCCAGCCUACCAGUGGAUAGUGACCAGCAAUACAUUCGAGGAUAUUGCUCAAAAUGUGAACUUUGAGUUCGACCAUCAAGUCUAUAACUGUUCCGAGACAGAAAUGCGACAAACCGCUCUCAAUAGAGUCUCGUUUAUAAAUUACCGACUCUCUCAUAUUAACGAAUCAGCUCCUUCAACCUAUCCCAAGCACUCCUUUAAAGAAUACGAUGCAUUAUUUCGGAACAGACUUGAAGAGCAUAAUUUACAGAACAAUGACAACAUAACGUAUUCUGUAUGGACCACUUAUUUGUACGACACCUUCUGGGCAUGGGCAGUAGUUUUGGACAGAGUCGCCAAUAGAGAGCCUAAUAUGGACCUCACCCAGUUUCGAUAUGGGAAAACUUCGUUAUCAAAAGUGGUCCUCGAGGAAUUCUACCGUCUAGACUUUGAGGGGGUGUCAGGAAGGAUAAAGUUUAAUAAUAACUCGGGAUUUCUGAAUCGAGUAAUAUCUGUGUUUCAAGCAAAAGAUGGUAAUGUGACGGAAAUUGGUUACUUUGAUGGUGGGCAGUUCAUAGUUAAAGAAGACCUAGAUGCUAUAGAGGGUGAGUUUACUGAUGAACACUUCAGUAUUGGCCCCGGUGUGUUUGCGGCUCUCCUCAUUGUGAUUGUUCUAGAGCUGGUGGUAUUAAUAACACUCCAUGUGCUCACGAUAAAAUAUCGAUUCUCUCAAUCUGUAAAAGCCUCGAGUCCCAAGCUCAGUCUGCUAACCUUUAUUGGGUGCUAUCUCAUUAUAUUCACACUAUUCCUCUACAUGUUCAGGAGGUAUCUCCUGUUUGAUAAUUAUUCCUCAGUUUUUCUCUGCAACUUAACCUGGGCAUGGUUGCUUCCCAUCUCCUUCACACUGGCUUUCGGAACGGUGGCUGUUAGAACAUGGAGACUGCAUCGAAUCUUCACACACUAUCUCAAUCCGGGACGCUUCAUUGCUGACCACUACCUCAUGGCCUUUGUAUUCAUCUUGCUUGGUGUUGAUGUUUUAUUUGGUACUUUGUGGGUGGCCAUCGACCCACAGCAGCUGGUCGUGAAGAAUGUUACCGUUUAUCGAGGUGUUGCAAACUUUGAAGUUUUCGUUCGGUCAUGCUCCAGUAACAAUCCAUAUUGGUCCUUUGCAUUGGUAUUUGGAUACAGGGGAGUGUUGAUUGUUGUUGUUCUGGUACUGGCAUUUCUGACUAGAAACAUUCAGAACCAGUCAUUCAGUACUAAAACGCUGCGUGUCCUGGUUUAUCUCUCCAGUCUUACCUUGGUGGUUGGGUUUGUGCUCUACUAUCUGUUCAUGUUCUAUGGUUCUCCGAUACCCUAUACAUCGUUUGUAUUUUUAAAUCUCACUUUCCAUGGCCUCCUGCUCCUGUUCAUAGCGCUGAUUUGCCUGCCUCCCCUCAUACCAAAGCUACGUGAAGAAUUCUAUAAAAAGUUUCCACACUUGAUCAAGACCCGUGAAGUUGAUUUUGAAAUCGAAACUGAAACUAAGAGCUGUGUGAUGGAGGGUUCUAGUCGAUUUUACAUAUGAUCUUUUUUGCUGUGUAUUUUUUGUGUAUAAUUAUGUCUGCACGCUUGAUUGCUUAUUCAUUCACAUGUACUUGUAUUUAUGCUCUUCAUCCAGUUAAUUAACUUACCUAUAAUUAUAUAAUAACAAUUUUGCGGCA